This is a messenger RNA of Colletotrichum chrysophilum, 906 nucleotides long. RefSeq lists its product as uncharacterized. The transcript has a single exon. Gene Ontology annotation, molecular function: hydrolase activity. The record is from RefSeq and is a predicted model, not a curated record. Bases 1 to 906 code for a protein of 301 amino acids. Lineage: Eukaryota; Fungi; Ascomycota; Sordariomycetes; Glomerellales; Glomerellaceae.
AUGUUCGACGGCUUCCAACCAUUCACAAUCACCACCCAAACCUCCCCGCCGAUCACUAUUCACGGCAUUAAGAGCGGGGAUUCCGCAUCACCCCUCCCGCCCUUACUCCUCAUCCACGGUUUCCCUCAAAGCCACCACAUCUGGCAUCGGGUGGCAGAACGAAUCGUCGACAAGUAUACGGUAAUCGCCAUUGACAUCCGCGGCUACGGCGCAUCCUCGAAGCCCGGCGAUGUGGCAUCUUACGCCAAGAGCGCAAUGGCGCGCGACUGUAUCAGCGUGAUGGACCACCUUGGUUAUGAGGGAAAGUCCUUCUUCGUCUGCGCACAUGAUCGCGGCGCGCGUGUUGCGCACAAACUGGCAGUUGACUUUCCCGAUCGCGUUAAGAAGGCCAUCUUCCUCGACAUUGCCCCGACUCUGGUCAUGUACAAGACGACAAAUUUCGAAUUCGCAAAGGCAUACUUUCACUGGUUCUUCUUGAUCCAGCAGGAACCUCUACCAGAGACAUUGAUCUCAGCCGCGCCAAGGCAAUACGCGGAGAUGUUCAUGGGGGGCAGACAGCCGAGGGGAUUGGAGAUCUUUGAAAAAGAGAAUUUUGAUUACUAUGCAAGUGUCUUGGAAGACCCAGCAGCGGUGCAUUCUAUGUGCAACGACUACCGCGCUAGUGCGACGCUGGACUUGGAGGAGGCAGAGGCGGACCUGAAGGCUGGAAGGUUGAUUCAAUCUCCCUUGAUGAUACUUUGGGGCAAGUAUGGUGUGAUUGAGAAGUGCUACGACGCGGUGAAAGAGUGGCAGGAUGUUACCAGCAAAGAUGUGACGGUGAAGGGACAUAAUGUUGAGUCUGGGCACUAUAUUCCUGAGCAGGCACCUGAUGAUGUUGCUGAGACUAUUUUGGAGUUCUUCAAGUAG